AUGGCGGCGCUGAGCCCCCAGAAAGUUGCUGAACUGAAGGCAUUCAUAGGAAUGUGCGAGAGAGACCCGUCCAUUCUGCAUCGACCGGAGUUGGCUUUCUUCAAGGAAUACCUCCAGUCACUCAACGCGGAGAUCCCCGCUGAAAUGCCUGCAAGGGGAGGAUCGCCAGAGAAGCCUGCCACAGCUCCUGUGCCUGAGGAGUCGUCUGACGAAGAAUCAUCGGAAUCGGAAGUAGAGGAAUUCGACGAAGAGAGUUUGAAAGACAGCGAAGUUAUUCCGCCUGAGACAAAUCCCCCUCCUCCACUUGCGCCGGAGGGUCAAAAAGAACUAACUGAUGACGAACAAGACAAACUUGGAAAGCUGAAGGAAGAGGCAGCCGCAGCAUGCGAGGCGGGAGAAUGUGAAACUGCUUUGGCGAAGUACACCGAGGCGCUUCUAAUCGGAAACCCGACUGCUCUGCUGUACACACGACGAGCUGAUGUCCUUCUGAAACUGAAGAGGCCCGUUGCUUGCAUCCGUGACUGCGAUGAGGCCCUGAAACUGAACCCCGAUAGCGCUCGGGCCUACAAAAUACGUGGAAAAGCCAAUAGGCUCCUAGGCAAAUGGCGAGAAGCCCAUAGUGACCUUGAUAUGGGUCAGAAGAUUGACUACGACGAAGGCCUGUGGGAUAUGCAGAAGCUGGUGGAUGAGAAGUUCAGGAAGAUCGAGGAACACGAGAGGAAGAUUCUCCGGAAGCGCGAAGAGGCGGAGAAAAAGCGUCGUGAAAAGGAAGCGAAGAAGCGGCGUGCUGCGGCUCAGCGGGCUUACGAAGAACAAAAACAGAGGGACGCUUCGGGCUCAGGCAAGUCGCUACGACUUCACACGAAGCGCCGGCGACGUGGUUUCCCUGGAGGUUUCCCUGAAGGAUUUCCAGGAUAUGGUGGCGGCGCGGGAUUCCCAGGAGGCGCUGGUGGAUUUGGCUUCCCAGGAGGGAUGCCUGGGACCUUUGCGGGCAGUAGCUGUGGAGGGCCUGGGAUGACAGGCACCCCUGGAGGCUGCUGCGGUGGCAUGGGAGGCGGAUGUGGCGCUCCUGGUAUGCCUUCUGAUUCCAUGCCCGGCGGAGCUGGUAACCUGUUUGGAGCCCUUAACGAUCCCGAACUUAAGAAGCUUUUUGAGAAUCCCAAGAUGAUGGCCGCAUUCCAGGAUAUCAUGUCUAAUCCAUCUUCGAUUUCAAAGUACGCUAGUGAUCCAGAGGUAAUGGCGGCCCUCGGUAGCCUCACAUCGAAAUUCGGUGGCGGAAUGCCGGCUGCCGGAUUCCCAACUGGCUCUCCGAUGUGA
Molecule: messenger RNA, 1317 nt
Organism: Neospora caninum
Lineage: Eukaryota; Apicomplexa; Conoidasida; Eucoccidiorida; Sarcocystidae
Product: Cs1 protein, related
Exons: 10
Coding region: 1-1317 (438 amino acids)
Molecular function (GO): Hsp70 protein binding; protein dimerization activity
Source: RefSeq, a predicted model, not a curated record